This is a messenger RNA of Pseudomassariella vexata, 921 nucleotides long. Its product is annotated as RTA1 like protein-domain-containing protein. The transcript is spliced from 4 exons. Lineage: Eukaryota; Fungi; Ascomycota; Sordariomycetes; Amphisphaeriales; Pseudomassariaceae. The record is from RefSeq and is a predicted model, not a curated record. Gene Ontology annotation, cellular component: membrane. Bases 1 to 921 code for a protein of 306 amino acids.
AUGACAGACCAGAAUAGCCAGCCUUUCGCGGGAUUCAAGUUCUACCAUUACACACCAUACAUGCCAGGAGAAGUGAUCUUUAUGAUUUUCUUUGGCCUCUGCGUCAUAGCUCACUGUUACCAGCUCUUCCAAUAUAGAACAUGGUACUUCAUCCCGUUCUUGCUUGGAUGUCUUUAUGAAUUCAUCGGCUACAUUGGCCGAGCCAUUUCGUCCACCGAGGCACCCGACUUCACCCCGAAUCCAUAUAUCUGCCAGUCACUCCUGCUUCUCCUCGGACCGACGCUUUACGCUGCAUCCAUCUACAUGCUUCUCGGACACAUAAUCGUGCUUCUGGAAGCCGGUGCAUACUCAAUAAUCCCACCAAAGUGGUUGGCUAAGGUGUUUGUCCUGGGCGAUGUGGUGUCACUCUGCGCACAAGUCGCCGGUGGCGGCAUGCUCAUAAUGGCCAAGACCCAAGAAAAAGUCGAAAGUGGCGAGAACACCAUCCUUGGUGGCCUGGGCAUCCAGAUUCUCUUCUUCGGCUUCUUCAUGGUUGUUACCCUCGUCUUCCAUCUGCGCAUGCACAAGCGACCUACCCCGAAAUCACAGGCACUCAAUAUACCAUGGCUGCAAUUGAUCUACGUCUUAUACGCGGCCAGUAUUCUCAUCAUGGUCCGGUCCAUAUUCCGUGUGGCCGAGUACGCCCAGGGACAAUUUGGGAAGCUUCAGUCGCGUGAGGUGUACGUCUUCGUUCUUGAUGGGCUGCCCAUGUUGAUUGUCCCCAUUCUACUCAUUUGGUUUCACCCAAGCCGAAUCGUCGACCGCGAUUCGCAGCUUGUCUCAAUUGAUAGUGUUGAUAGUGUUGAUAUUAUAGAAGAGGGCCACAUGCUGCAUUAUCGUGGUGUGAAGAAUCGGCAUGCGUUCAAUUUUUAUCCUCCAUGA